UUUAGCCAAACAACCAUCGAAGAAGUCACAGCAUCCUGGAUGUUCAUAGCACGUGAUCAUUAUAAAUGUACAUGCGUCGUCUCAUUUUCUUGGAGGACCCUCGAGCGUAUCUUGAAAUUUGUGGAGCUUGAUCAGACGCGAACAUGGCAGAAGCUGACCGACCAGGGAAGCUCUUCAUCGGUGGCCUGAACACAAAAACCAACGAGAAGGCUCUUGAGCAGUAUUUCAGCAAAUAUGGCAGAAUUGCAGAAGUUCUGUUGAUGAAAGAUCGUGAAACAAACAAGUCGAGAGGAUUUGCUUUUGUGACCUUUGAGAAUCCAGCGGAUGCGAAGGAUGCUGCUCGUGAAAUGAAUGGAAAGUCACUCGAUGGUAAACCAAUUAAGGUUGAGCAAGCAACAAAACCUCAGUUUGAGUCCGCUGGCAGGCGAGGCCCGCCCCCCAUGCACCCCCGUAGCCGUGGGUCCCCUAGAGGAGCUCGUGGUUCUAGGGGAGCUCCAAGUGGAAUGAGGGGUCCAUCUAGAGACUACUAUGAUAACGUAGGGAUUGUAGAACCCUUUUUCAAAGGGAUGUCGUCCAGAGGCCCCCCUCCACUGAAGAGAGGACCUCCUAUUCGUAAUGGUGGUCCCCCACCCAAGAGGCAUGCCCCUUCUCCCAUAGGCAGAUCUCCAAUGUCCAGGGACAGAGACUCCUAUGGCCCACCCCCUCGCAGGGAAUCAAUGAUGUCCAGAAGGGAUGAUUACCCAUCGCCAAGGGAUGAUUAUUACAGCUCAAAAGACAGCUAUUCUAGCCGGGACUAUGUGAGCUCCCGGGACACCAGAGACUACGCACCCCCGCCCAGGGAUUACCCACCCAGGGAUUACCCACAAUCCAGUUCCCACGAUGAUUAUGGGUCAAUGUCACGGGGCUACAGUGACCGUGACGGUUACGGUGGUGGCCGGGAACCGAGAAGCUACAUGGAACGCCCCAGUGCCGCUUCAUAUCGAGAGCCCUACGAUGGUUACGGUAACUCGCGCAGCGCCCCACCCUCAAGGGGCCCCCCACCAUCCUACAAUGGCAGUGGCGGAAGCAGUCGCUAUGACGACUAUGGCAGCAGCUCCCGGGACGGCUACGGCGGCCGUGAAAGUUACCCCAGCAGUCGGAGUGACCCCUACCCUCCUAGCCGCGGAGAGCAAGUGGGCAGGCAGGAGCGGGGGCCAGCGCCCCCAGUUGAGAGAGGCUAUCCUCCUCGCGAAGCGUACAGUGGCUCAAGUCGCGGGGCUCCCCGCGGCGGCCGCGGAGGCAGCAGGGUCGACAGAGGAAUUGCCCGCAGCAGAUACUGACAUGGACCCAGAAAUGACAAGGCAACCGUUACACACACGGCGCGUGCUCGGUCACUUCUAUAGUGGGAGGCAAUUGGAGAAACUAGGGAUGUCAAAUUCCAUGGACAAGCUUAGGGUUUGAGCUGUCUACCCUCACUCAGCCUGUUUUUGUUUUUAAGUGUUAAAUUGUUUUACAUUUCCCCCGGCCUGUGUGUUGGUAUCGUUGCCAAGUGGUGAGUGUUUAGUUUUUGUACAUUUAGUGCUGUUAAAUCCUGAUAUGCCCUUGGAUAUGGCUUUCGUACACUAAUAAAGUUUUUAACCAAAGUC
Esox lucius (northern pike) is the source of this 1625-nucleotide messenger RNA. RefSeq names its product RNA binding motif protein X-linked (gene rbmx). Gene Ontology annotation, cellular component: spliceosomal complex. Gene Ontology annotation, molecular function: RNA binding. Gene Ontology annotation, biological process: positive regulation of mRNA splicing, via spliceosome. The record is from RefSeq and is a predicted model, not a curated record. NCBI's taxonomy places the organism in Eukaryota, Metazoa, Chordata, Actinopteri, Esociformes, Esocidae. The coding region runs from base 144 to 1319 and encodes 391 amino acids. The transcript is spliced from 9 exons.